GGCUUGUGGAGCGGACCAGACCCGCAUAUCAAUCAGCGACUGGCUGAGUCCAAGCAGCGGAUAUCUGAAAGGGAGCAAGAGGGUGAUGGCCGUGUUUGAAGAAGCCACGUGUGCGCACAAGAAGGCGCAAGGAGGUGCGGGGAUUGCGCAUAUGUGCCAGACGCAGUCGAGUACGCGGCGCACCGUGGAAUUACUCACACUGCUUCUCCCCAACUGACGACUUUUCCAUCGCUCGACAAUAUGCACGCUGGAGUCUGGCUUUCGGUGGUGUGUUCCAUGUUUUUUUUCACCGGGCUGCAGUGGACCGCAGCGGCGGGGAUGGAUGCCUCCACGGCCGGCCCCGGCGGCGGCGGCGGCGGCGGGGAAAACGCGGGGAAAAGAGACUUAAAUCAGACGAUAAACUCGCGACUGAAGAGGAAAACGCUGGCGGUGGAUUUCGCCGUGCCCUCUCUGUUGCGUUAUUACCUGGCGGAGUUGGUGAAGAGACCACUCAAUGGAGACUGCCAGACUUUUGGAGGCUGCUACACAGUUAGUGCAAACUUAAACAUGCACUGCAUCCCCUUGCAGAAAACCCUAUCUACUUUUGCCGAGCAGCGGGCCGCAGGAUCCGCCGCCAGGAACGCGUCCGGCGACGGACAGCUCCCUUUCUUUUCCAAGCGGCCGCUGUCCAAAGUUCUGAAAUUGGGUCUGACCAAAGCCAGCCGCAAGUCGAACCAAGUGGUGGUGGAAAUAGGAGAGGAUUUCGUCAGGACGGGCUGCGGGGGGCUGUCGGUGUACGAGGAGGCCCCCGUGUUGACCCUGGAAGUGGACAUCACGACUAUUAUGGAGUGGUGGCUCGGCGCGGACGGGGGCCGACUGAGGGUACGGCUCAUGCCGGAGAAAAGGGCGCAGGUGCCCGGCGUCGAGGACCGCUACACUGCGGCCAUACGCGCGGCUGACCCCCGCCUCUUUCUACAGAUUUUCUCCCAGGGUGAGACUUUGGCUGGUAAGACUGGAAUUCCUCAGGGGAUCUGGAGCUUUUCCUGGGUAGCUGAGGAUGACCUGAGCUUUCCCAACAACUUGAUGCCCAUGUCAGGUCCGCCAUGUGACAGAAGCAGCUCAUGUGACCAGAACCUUGAUCGUGUCCCAGAGUUUACAUGGAGCAUAGUGGCUACAGGGGACACACUGGAGGAACGCGACAUAAAGACGGAAAAGAAGGCAGAAAGUCCCCAAGGGUGGGAGGAAGGUCAGUUUCUGUGGGUGAAUGGUUCCUCCUUUGGGGGCCCCUGGGUGCUGAGUCCAUGGCUGUGGAGUGGCCCUGUUCCCUGUAGCUUGGACAUGGCCUUGUAUCUGCACCCCAAGCAAAGUGGGCAAUAUAACAUAUGGCUUAUUGAGCGGGAUAAGCCUCAACUUUCUCUCUUCUCCACUGACACAUUGCCUCGUAUUACAGGGAAACCUUCAUUGGAAGCUUUCUACUGA
This is a messenger RNA of Entelurus aequoreus (snake pipefish), 1458 nucleotides long. Its product is annotated as ALK tyrosine kinase receptor-like. Lineage: Eukaryota; Metazoa; Chordata; Actinopteri; Syngnathiformes; Syngnathidae. The transcript has 6 exons. The record is from RefSeq and is a predicted model, not a curated record. The coding region runs from base 241 to 1458 and encodes 405 amino acids.